AAAGGUUUAACAACCAUGAUUUUGACACCUCGACUCGAGUGACAUGUGUCGGAGUUACAAUCCGGUACGAUAACGCAUUCAUGCUCUUCCCCAAGGACGUGGCUUUCUUUCUUCUUUCUACACAGUUGCGUUGAUUAUAUGUAGUAUAUAGAGUCAUAAAGUCAUGCAGAGGUAUCGAAGCUCUAAAGGAACCUUUAAAGUUUAAACAAACAGAUCAAAAAACCACUUCUUGAUACAAAGGAAGAUGUCAACUGAUGAAAACAGUACUAAUGAGCUCCACUUAGUGAUGUUUCCUUUUCUGGCUUAUGGUCACAUAAGUCCCUUUGUACAGCUCUCCAAUAAGUUAUCCUCUUAUUCUGGUAUCAGGAUUUCCUUCUUGGCUGCUUCCGCCAAUGUCCGGCGUAUAGAAACCAUGCUCAACCGCACCGCCGCCACUCAAAUCAUCCCUCUCACUCUCCCUCAUGUCGACGGCCUCCCUGAAGGGGUGGAGAACACCGCGGACACCUCCCCAGCCACCGUUGAACUCCUCAAAGUCGCCUUAGACCUCAUGCAACCCCAGAUCAAGAACUUACUUACACAUCUCAAACCUCAUAUCGUAAUCUUCGACUUUGCGCAAUCGUGGCUGCCACCAAUAGCGACUGAGCUCGGCAUCAAAUCCGUCUGUUUCUCGGUUUUUUUGGGGAUCGCCAUCGCGUUUGUCACCGCCUGUAUCGGCCGGAAUAUACCACCGACUAUAGAAGAAGUCAAGAAUCGUCCACCGGGGUUCCCGGGAACCAUCGGUCUCAGAACUUUUGAGGCUUCGGAUUUUCUUUACAUCUUCACGAGCUUCCAUGGCACACCAAGCGUAUUUGACCGUUUGAUAAAAUGCUUUAAUGGAUGCGACGCUAUACUCAUGAAGUCAUGUACAGAAAUGGAAGGACCAUACCUAGAUUAUAUAACCAAACAGGUCAACAAACCACUUCUUCUAAUCGGUCCGGUGGUUCCCGAGCCACAUUCCGGCGAACUGGACCGGACGUGGACCAACUGGUUGACCCACUUCCCGGCCAGAUCCGUAAUCUACUGCUCUUUCGGCAGUGAAACUUUUCUAACAGAUGAUCAGAUAACAGAAUUAGCUUUAGGGUUAGAACUCACCGGUCUUCCAUUCUUCCUGGUGUUGAAUUUUCCGGCGAAUCUCGACAGCUCUGUGGAACUGAGAAGAACCCUACCUCUUGGGUUCAUGGAGAGGGUGAAGGGUAAAGGGGUGGUGCAUUCAGGGUGGGUGCAACAACGACAUAUUCUUGCUCACGAAAGUGUUGGGUGCUAUGUCUGUCAUGCUGGUUUCAGCUCUGUUAUCGAAGCUCUGGUAAACGACUGUCAGUUGGUGAUGCUGCCAUUGAAGGGUGACCAGUUCAUGAACUCUAAGUUAAUGGCGAUGGAUUGGAAGGUAGGAGUUGAGGUAAAUAGGAGAGACGAAGAUGGGUAUUUUGAGAAAGAAGAUGUGUUGGAAGCUGUGAAGAGUGUUAUGAUAGAGACUGAAAAAGAACCAGCGAUAUCGAUAAGAGAAAAUCACAAGAAAUGGAAGUGUUUUUUGCAGAAUGAUGAGAUACAAAAUAAGUAUAUCACAGAUUUGGUUAGGGAUUUGAAGACGCUUUAGCAAUAGCACGACUAUAUAGUUUAUAGUCUGAAUUUAACCUCGUCUAUAUGCAUCUAAAUAAUGUUCUAUGCUUUUAGAUUAUGUAAAUAAAUGCAUAAAGGUUUCUAACAUGAGAGCAAUCAAAUAAAAUGUUCUAUUCAUAUUAUC
This is a messenger RNA of Lactuca sativa (garden lettuce), 1780 nucleotides long. Its product is annotated as UDP-glycosyltransferase 79A2. Gene Ontology annotation, molecular function: UDP-glucosyltransferase activity. NCBI's taxonomy places the organism in Eukaryota, Viridiplantae, Streptophyta, Magnoliopsida, Asterales, Asteraceae. The record is from RefSeq and is a predicted model, not a curated record.